UAUAAAACAUGACUAAAAAGUACGAGUUCGAUUGGAUAAUUCCGGUACCACCGGAAUUAACAACUGGCUGUGUCUUCGAUCGUUGGUUCGAAAAUGAAAAGGAAACCAAAGAUAAUGACUUUGAAAAGGAUGCCUUAUUUAAAGUGGACGAAUAUGGUUUCUUUUUAUAUUGGAAAAGUGAUGGAAGGGAAGGAGAUGUCAUCGAAUUAUGUCAAGUCAGUGAUAUAAGAGCUGGUGGUGUACCUAAGGAUCCGAAAAUUCUCGAUAAAGUCACAAAAAAAUGUGGUGCAGAUAUGGCGGCCCUGGAUAAAAAAUCGUUAACAAUAUGUUCCAAUACAGAUUAUAUAAAUAUAACAUAUCAUCAUGUAGUGUGUCCGGAUGCGGAUACGGCAAAGAUUUGGUUACUAGGUUUACGCAAAAUUACCCACAAUGUUAAGGCCAAUAAUAUAUGUCCAAUGAUGUGUCUGAAAAAACAUUGGAUGCGUUUAUCAUUUUCCGUGGAAAAAGGUGGGAAAAUUCCCAUCAAAGUUGUGGCCAAGACCUUCGCCUCUGGCAAAACCGAGAAAUUGGUAUAUCAGUGUAUCAAAGAUUGUGGACUGCCCGAUGACAAGAGUGCAGUGAUGACCCGCGAUGAAUUUACAUUCGAUAAAUUUUAUGCCUUGUAUCACAAAGUGUGUCCCCGAAAUGACAUUGAGGAAUUGUUUACAACGAUAACCAAAGGCAAAUCCGAAGUGAUAAAUCUCGAACAAUUUAUCCAAUUCAUGAAUGAAAAGCAGCGUGAUCCACGCAUGAACGAAAUUUUAUAUCCCCUCUAUGAAGAGAAACGUUGUACAGAAAUUAUCAAUGAUUAUGAAUUGAGCGAGGAAAGAAAAAAGGCUGGUGAAUUCUCUUUAGAUGGCUUUAAGCGUUACCUGAUGUCCGAUGAAAAUGCUCCCGUAUUCCUGGAUCGUCUUGACAUGUACAUGGACAUGGAACAGCCAUUGUCCCAUUACUAUAUCAAUAGCUCACACAAUACCUAUUUGUCAGGCAGACAAAUCGGUGGUAAAUCAUCGGUGGAAAUGUAUCGGCAGACUAUGUUGGCAGGAUGCCGCUGUGUUGAGUUGGAUUGCUGGAAUGGCAAAGGUGAAGAUGAAGAACCCAUUGUUACUCACGGUCACGCCUAUUGUACUGAAAUUCUGUACAAGGACUGCAUACAAGCCAUUGCCGAUUGUGCAUUUGUAGCCUCCAGUUAUCCGGUUAUUUUGUCAUUCGAAAAUCACUGCAAUCGUGCCCAGCAAUAUAAAUUAGCCAAAUACUGUGAUGACUUCUUUGGCGAGCUGCUGUUAAAGGAACCUCUACCCGAUCACCCGUUGGAACCUGGUUUGCCACUCCCACCGCCUUGCAAAUUACAACGUAAAAUCAUGAUCAAAAACAAACGCAUGAAACCCGAGGUGGAAAAAGUCGAAUUGGAAUUGUGGCUCAAGGGUGAACUGAAAACCGACGACGACCCCGUCGAAGAUGCCACAGCUGCCAAACCGCCAGAAGAAGCACCGCCACCACCACCACCAGAAGCUGCAGCUGAACCGGGCCCGGAUGGUGCACCGGCCGAAGGUGCUGGCGCCGAGGGCGGAGAACAACCAGCUGCCUACAGUGGCUCCACAACCAAUGUCCACCCGUGGCUUUCGUCGAUGGUCAACUAUGCCCAGCCCAUUAAAUUCCAGGGCUUCGAUAAGGCCAUUGAGAAGAACAUUGCCCACAAUAUGUCCUCGUUCGCCGAGUCGGCCGGCAUGAAUUACCUGAAACAGAAUGCCAUCGAUUUUGUCAAUUACAACAAACGUCAAAUGUCUCGAAUUUAUCCCAAGGGCACACGUGCCGAUUCUUCCAAUUACAUGCCUCAGGUCUUCUGGAAUGCCGGCUGCCAGAUGGUCUCACUCAACUUCCAAACAUCCGAUUUGCCCAUGCAACUGAACCAGGGCAAAUUCGAGUACAACGGUGGCUGUGGCUAUUUGCUGAAACCCGAUUUCAUGCGUCGUUCCGACAAGGACUUCGAUCCCUUCGCCGAUGCGCCAGUGGACGGUGUCAUUGCUGCCCAGUGUUCGGUGAAAAUCAUUGCCGGCCAGUUCUUGUCCGACAAGAAGGUCGGCACCUACGUUGAAGUCGAUAUGUUUGGUCUUCCCUCCGAUACAGUGAAAAAGGAAUUCCGUACCCGUUUGGUGCCCAACAACGGCCUCAAUCCCGUCUACAAUGAAGAUCCCUUUGUAUUCCGUAAAGUGGUCUUGCCCGAUCUGGCUGUGCUACGUUUCGGUGUCUAUGAAGAGAGCGGCAAAAUGAUUGGCCAACGCAUCUUGCCCAUGGAUGGUCUGCAGGCGGGCUAUCGCCAUGUAUCGCUGCGUACCGAAGCCAAUUUCCCCAUGUCCUUGCCCAUGUUGUUUGUCCAGAUCGAAUUGAAGAUUUAUGUACCCGAUGGCUUUGAAGAUUUCAUGGCUAUGCUUUCGGAUCCCAGAGGUUUUGCUGGUGCGGCACAGAAACAAAAUGAACAAUUGAAGGGAUUGGGUAUUGAGGAGCAGAGUAGUGGUGCGGCCAAAGAUGCUGGUAAAUCUAAGGAGGAGGAGAAGAAGGAAGCUCCAUUGGUGUUUGAGCCGGUUACAUUGGAAUCUUUGCGUAGCGAAAAGGGUUUCCAAAAGGUGGCCAAGAAGCAAAACAAGGAAUUGGAUACGUUGAAGAAGAAGCAUACCAAGGAGCGUAUGGCUGUGCAGAAGACCCAGAAUGCUGCCAUUGAUAAAUUGAUCAAGGGCAAGAGCAAGGAUGAAAUCCGUAAUGACUCGGCCAUUAAGAAUGCCAUUGCCGAACAAACCAAACAGUGGACUGAAAUGAUUGCCAAACACAAGAAGGAGGAAUGGGAUCUCUUGCGUCAGCAUGUGCAAGAUUCUCAAGAGGCCAUGAAGGCAUUGAUGUUGACCGUACAGGCAUCACAAAUCAAGCAAUUGGAAGAGAGGCAUGCAAGAGAUGUCAAGGAUUUGAAUGCCAAACAGGCCAAGACUUCAGCCGAUACCGCCAAGGAGGUACAAAACGACAAAACAUUAAAGACUAAAAACGAAAAGGAUCGUCGUCUAAGAGAGAAAAGACAAAAUAACAUUAAACGUUUUAUGGAAGAGAAAAAGCAAAUUGGUGUCAAACAGGGCCGUGCCAUGGAAAAACUAAAAAUGGCCCAUAGCAAACAAGUCGAGGAAUUUAGUACUGACGUACAAAAGGUACUAAACGACACACUGCCGCAGAAUGACACAGUAGCAAAGUAGAUCUGCCUUUAUCUCUUAGAUAUGUACAAAGUGGAAGAAGAGGCCUAUAAACUACAUGGAAAAUCGGAAUUCUAUGUCUAGGAUUUGCCCAAUGAGGAUACCCAUGAAACUAUGCCAAAACAACAACAA
Molecule: messenger RNA, 3404 nt
Organism: Musca vetustissima
Lineage: Eukaryota; Metazoa; Arthropoda; Insecta; Diptera; Muscidae
Gene: norpA
Product: 1-phosphatidylinositol 4,5-bisphosphate phosphodiesterase
Exons: 13
Coding region: 9-3275 (1088 amino acids)
Biological process (GO): phosphatidylinositol-mediated signaling; lipid metabolic process
Molecular function (GO): calcium ion binding; phosphatidylinositol-4,5-bisphosphate phospholipase C activity
Source: RefSeq, a predicted model, not a curated record